CGGAUGAUACACUAAUGAUCAUUAAAAUUAACACAUGUUGUAUUAGAUGGUUAUCAAUUACAAAUAAAUUUACAUCGGAACGCAAUAUAAAUCUGAAUAUAGCAACUUUCCUCACAUAUUGAAAAAGUUACGUUGGACGAGGAUUAUCAACAUCAAAUCCUGGAAAAUGUUUCUGUCUGGUUUGUUGGUGUGUUCGUCUGUAUUAGUAGCCUCCCUGGCCAGGAGUCCCCCUAGCUGUCCCUGUCCAAAGAUUUUAAACCCAGUGUGUGGUGAUGAUGGCUUCAUCUAUGCUAAUGAUUGUUUAAUGAAAUGCGAAGGUGCCCAGGCUGCCGCUGAUUCGGAUUCCUGCUGUAAAUGUAAGAAAAACUACAACCCUGUCUGUGGCGUUGAUGGCAAGUCUUAUGGAAACAAAUGUAUGGCCUUUUGCAAAGGUGUUCGAGUCGCAAGUAGAGGUGAGUGUCCACGUCCCGUGGUGUGUACGGCCGACUAUACACCGGUGUGUGGUGUUGACGGAGUCACUUACGGGAACGCUUGUGGUGCGCAAGCAGC
Molecule: messenger RNA, 549 nt
Organism: Saccostrea cuccullata (small rock oyster)
Lineage: Eukaryota; Metazoa; Mollusca; Bivalvia; Ostreida; Ostreidae
Product: serine protease inhibitor dipetalogastin-like
Exons: 4
Molecular function (GO): protein binding
Source: RefSeq, a predicted model, not a curated record